AUGUCAAUUAAAACAGAGGCCUCGAACUACAAGCCCCCUGAUCCGUCAUUUCCUGGUUCAAUUACUUUAACGUUUGCGCAAAAAAUUAAAGGAACUAACGAGACAAUUAACACAGCUGAAAAUAGAAAAUCUUUCAGAAAAAAGCUUGAAGAAGCAUUUAAAGGAUCGAACGGAGUUAAAGGGAUUCCAGGUUUUAAGAGUGUCGAAGUAAUCAGAAUCAUAUUAGUUUUGGGUGGUAAUCGUCGUAAAAGAGAAGCUAGUAAAUCUAAUAAAGUACAAGCAGAGUACAUUGUCCACAUUCGGAAAAAUGAAAAGGAGACAACAGAUGCUGAAAAGCUAACAACAGCUUUGCAAACAACUUUUUCGUUAUAUAUGAAAUCCAACAAAUCAUUAACAAUUGAAAUUGGCAAUGAAAAGGUACAAGUAUCAGGAGCAGAUCUUCAAGUAUAUGAUGUUGAAGAAAAUGGAUUGUGCAUGAUACCAAAUCGAACAGACUGCGAUACAAAAAGUACAUUUUGCAACAACACGUUUGGUGGUUUUGAAUGUGUCUGUAAACCUGGUUACAAACCUUUCCUACGAUUCAAGAAGUCUUGUGAAGGUAUCGAGUAA
Molecule: messenger RNA, 609 nt
Organism: Mercenaria mercenaria
Lineage: Eukaryota; Metazoa; Mollusca; Bivalvia; Venerida; Veneridae
Exons: 5
Coding region: 1-609 (202 amino acids)
Molecular function (GO): calcium ion binding
Source: RefSeq, a predicted model, not a curated record